Messenger RNA from Oncorhynchus masou masou (cherry salmon), 2343 nucleotides. RefSeq names its product coiled-coil domain-containing protein 32-like. Gene Ontology annotation, biological process: cilium organization. The record is from RefSeq and is a predicted model, not a curated record. The transcript has 4 exons. The coding region runs from base 341 to 934 and encodes 197 amino acids. Lineage: Eukaryota; Metazoa; Chordata; Actinopteri; Salmoniformes; Salmonidae.
UUGUUAACCUAUUUUGACUUUGUGGCUGUAGUAACUAGAGACAACCAUGCAGGACACACUUCCUGGUCCCCACAGAGCUGGCCAAUAACAUUGGGAUUACAUAAAUCAAAGCCAAUAAGCAUCCAUAGAACCCCAGAAUGACUUGACAGGCAGUUACCUUAUCUAGUCAGAUCACUCAAAACACGCCAAAGAAGGAUUGCCUGGUUUGGAUUUUGUUUGGGAUUCUUCCAGCUAGAGGAGCAGCCUAGCUAGAUAACGUUAACAAAUUAAAGUCCUAGAUACUACCUGGUAAAAUACGGUUUAGCUGCUCUAAAUUGAAGUCGAAGAGCACUGUAUCGACAUGAAGAUGAUUGACGAUUUCGAGAGUCAUAAGGCCCGGUCCAGCAGAGAUUUGUGGUCAGAGAUCAGCUGGAGCCUGCCUGACGUGCAGGAGGAAGAUCAAGGCCGAGGAGAGGAUAAUGCUGCUCUGUUCAAAGAUUCAUUCCAACCGUCACAUGUUUGCAAUGACCUGCAAUCUAAUGGCAUGUCUAUGAGUUUCUCCUCUCACAGUGUCUGGGAACCUAUGGAAGACUCGGAUGUCUACAUUGCUAGUUUAGAGAAUCGUCUGAAGAGAAUAAAGGGACAGUGUACUGAGGUGACGUCCAGGGAGAUGCUGCGCUCCCUAUCUCAGGCCAAAACAGAAUGCUGGGAUAGAUUCUUGCACGACGCUCAGAGCUCGGAAAUAUUUCAGGAGAACGAGUUAGAUCACAGUACCCUGGAGCAUCUAAAGCGUUGGCUGGUACCUGAGAAAGUGGCCAUCAGCGCUGAGGAGCUGGAGUGUCUCCUCCUGCCGUCACUGAGCCGAGAGCAGACCUCCACGGACCAAUCACAGAGCAGACCAGAGACAGCCACUCAGAACCCUGAAGAGGACAAGAGUCCCAUACCUGAGACAUAGCUUCCUGUUCACCGCAGACAUUUUUGUACGUUAUCAUGUGUUAUUCAUGUUCAGAAACAUGAUUGAAUUUCCUGUACUGUCAUUAUUAGGUUAUGUGUAUUUGUCUUUAUUAUUGCGGAGAAAGAAUUCGGUGACAUAUCGUUGCAAAUAUUGGAUCGGUCCAUUUUUUUUGUCAUGUUACUCCCAUCAAAUGUUGUUGAUUUUUAUGAUAUGGUUAGAAUAAAAAGCAGUUAAUUGUUGGGGUAAUAUCCCGAAACCACACCGGGUGCAUUUUUGUUAGGCUACUACACUAUGUUGGUCUAUAAUGUUGUAACGAGCUGUGACACUCUGCUUUAAGAUACCAGUCCAAUCAAGAGUAUUAAUAGCUCAGAUGAAAUCAUUAUAAAUGUAGCUACUAUAUGUUCAUUACCAUGUAUGAUAAAUAUACUACGUUCAUUAUAAUGUAUGAUAAAUAUACUACGUUCAUUUAUGUAUGGUAAAUAUAUAAUUUCAUUAUAAUAUAGUAUAUUUAUCAUACAUGGUCGUGAAUGUAGUAUAUUUAUCAUACAUUAUAACGUAGUAUAUAAUUAGCAUUAGUAUCAUUAGUACCAUGUAUGAUAAAUAUACUAUGUUCAUUAUUACCAUGUAUGAUAAAUAUACUACGUUCAUGACCAUGUGUGAUAAAUUUACUACGUUCAUUAUAAUGUGUGAUAAAUUUACUACGUUCAUUAUUACCAUGUAUGAUAAAUAUACUACAUUCAUUAUUAUCAUGUAUGAUAAAUAUACUACUUUCAUUAUCAUGUAUGAUAAAUAUACUACGUUCAUUAUGACCAUGUAUGAUAAAUAUACUACUUUCAUUAUCAUGUAUGAUAAAUAUACUACAUUCAUUAUAAUGUGAUACAUUUACUACGUUCAUUAUUACCACGUAUCCUCUGUACAUCCUCUACUGUAUAUCCUCUACUGUAUAUCCUCUACUGUAUAGUCUACUGUAUAUCCUCUACUGUAUAUCCUCUGCUGUAUAUCCUCUGCUGUAUAUCCUCUGCUGUAUAUCCUCUGCUGUAUAUCCUCUACUGUAUAUCCUCUGCUGUAUAUCCUCUACUGUAUAGCCUCUACUGUAAUCCUCUACUGUACAUCCUCUACUGUAUAUCCUCUACUGUACAUCCUCUACUGUACAUCCUCUAAUGUACAUCCUCUACUGUAUAUCCUCUACUGUAUAUCCUCUACUGUAUAGCCUCUACUGUAAUCCUCUACUGUACAUCCUCUACUGUAUAUCCUCUACUGUACAUCCUCUACUGUACAUCCUCUAAUGUAUAUCCUCUACUGUAUAUCCUCUACUGUAUAGCCACCCCUAGAUGGCAGCAUUGUAAUCCACAAAAUAACUUGGACGUAAAUAAAACCGCACAGCCAAAUAAUAUGUUGACUGAGAACUA